Larimichthys crocea (large yellow croaker) is the source of this 1962-nucleotide messenger RNA. Its product is annotated as mucin-2-like. Bases 202 to 990 code for a protein of 262 amino acids. Lineage: Eukaryota; Metazoa; Chordata; Actinopteri; Sciaenidae. The transcript is spliced from 14 exons. The record is from RefSeq and is a predicted model, not a curated record.
CUGGUUGCCUUGUUCUGGUCUCUGCAGCCACUCGCUUUACGUCAGGAAGGGAAGCCUGUGUAUUUCCUCCCCUUCUUUAUCUAAAGGAAGUGCCAAAAUAAGCAUUAGCAGCGGAGCGCCCAAACUCAGACACCUUUUCCACUGGCCACUCAGUUGGAGUCUGAGGAAGAAGUCAGAGGAGUUCACGGCCGCAGACUCAACAUGAAGACAGUCAGGGUUCUUGUCCUCCUUCUUCUUGGAUCUGUCCAUAUCUUCACGCACGCUUCACAGGACCCAACUAUAAAAGCUCCACUGGUUCAAUCAACUCAAAAAGCAGCAGACACGACACCAGCCCCGGUUGUAACAACUUCACCAACUCCAGUCCCAAAUGUAACAUUAACAACCCAAAAUGUACCAACACCCAAGAUCACAACUGCAACACAAGCGGGCCCAGAUGCAAUGACAUCAACAACUGUAGUCUCAAAUGCAUCAACAGCGACAGCUAAUAAUACCCUCAACGCAUCUUCUGACAAUGCCCGACCAGCUGAGAAACCAGACAACAACAAUCAAACUUUAACCCCAAGAUCUAACCAGCCUAGGGAUGGAGGACCAACUAGCCCUGAAAAAGUAAUGCCAACAACACGCACUGGUACAGCGGCUACUCCCACAGUGCAUCAACCGAUGUCAACACCUGCAGCUAAGGACAACAGUACUGGUUCUCAGAAUCAGAAGUACGUUAUUUCAGAAUCAGAAGAAGGUGGCGAUGGUGAGAAACUACCCAUCAAAUCAGACAACAGGAUGUGGUGGAUUGUGUUGCCUGUCCUCCUGGUUGUAGCUGCUGCUGCCAUUGUCCUCAAAUUCAAAUGCAAGAAGAUCCACAAUCACACAGAAACCAUCGAUAAUGGAACUGAGAAUGCAUCUUUCCAGAGCAGACCAGAGAGCACCAAAGAUGGUGUCAUGCUCCUUGGAGUGAAGUCAUCAGGCGGAGAAGAAAAUGACGCUGCGAGAUAAAGAAGAAGGGCAGAAACAUCAAGAUCAAGCCAGCGGAUGAGUCACAUCUGUUGCCCACACACUGAUGGUCUGGAGGAAAUGUUUCGAUGUUUAAUUGUUCUGGUGAAUUUUGUGAAGCAGAAAAGUGUCGACCAGCGUUUUUUUUAUUUUUUUUUAUUUUAAUGUAUGAUUCUGUAUGCUGAAAGCAGUUUCACAAAGCACAGUUUGUGGCUGUGAUCAUAAAUCUCAGAGCGAGUGAGCCUUAUUCAGUAAAUCUCUUCGAACACUGGCUAUGAGUUUGGCUGCAUUUCGUUGCCUUGUAUUUAUACAUGUGUAAUGACAAUAAAGUUGAAUCUAAUCUAAAAAAAAAUCUAAUCUAAUCUAAAUGCAGUAAGCAGAUAGAAUAUUGCUUGUGAAAUAUAGCAAACUUCAUUUCAGUAUAUUGUUGACAAAGACAGACCUAAACACAGCUGCAUAGCUGAUUUCUGUCUACAUGUUGGACCACAAAACACAUUUUCUGUACAGUGCACUGACCUCAGAACAAUCACAUAUUUGAUGUAAUAAGUUUUAUAAAUAUCCUUUUGGUUUUGUCAUUUAUUUGCCUUGAACCUGUGUCAUUCAGUGUCACCAGAAGAUGGUAUAAAGACAGGCUGUUUGAGGUGUUUUUCAUCUUUACUUUUUUUAUGUAUUUCUAAAGUAUUUUUUUAGUAUUUUUUAAAAAAAGGUAGUAGUUAAAUAUUCCACCAGGCUUCUCCGGCCGGAAAAGUUUUUUUUUUAGCUACACUCUUUCCUCGCACGACUGUACUGUAAAUUCACAAGCAACUUUGUGUGUGCAUGUAGGUAAACCUGCAUUGAUGGUGUUUUUUUUUUCAGUAAAUAUAUCAUUCAAGCACAAAGAAAGCACACGCAGAAGACUGCAUUUAAAGACACUGGAACUGUUUUGUAGCUGUAAUUUGUUGUUGUCAAUUUCCUCAAUAAAUCACUGGAAAAUGG